Molecule: messenger RNA, 657 nt
Organism: Aplosporella prunicola CBS 121167
Lineage: Eukaryota; Fungi; Ascomycota; Dothideomycetes; Botryosphaeriales; Aplosporellaceae
Exons: 5
Coding region: 1-657 (218 amino acids)
Molecular function (GO): chitin binding
Source: RefSeq, a predicted model, not a curated record
AUGCUCGCGGCUUGGGCUACGCUGUCGUUUUGCGCGCUCGCUGUGCCCGCUGCAGCUGCUGCUAAUGCCUCUAUGGCUGCGAAUGCGUCGGCGACUUCCUCCGCCCUGUAUCCUGUCGACACUGUCAACUCCACAUGCGGCACCGACGCUGGCUUUAUUCAAUAUGGCCAAUGCGGAGGAACCCCCGAGUUCUGCGACCUGACACAGAACUGUCAGCCGGAGUUUGGAAGGUGUUCUCGACCGAAUGCCACGCUUGGCAACCCGGCCUGCUCGUGGGCGGGAGUAGGCACUAGCCCGCGCUGCGACGGAAGAUGCGGGAAAGAGUUCAAUAAUUCCGUUUGCAGCUCUAACGUCAGUGCGGACGCGUUUGCCAUGUACGGCGUCUACAACUACGGCGCUUGCUGUAGUUCGGGCGGGUUCUGCGGUGGUACUUCCGAGCACUGCGAGGCCGCCCAAGGAUGCCAAAACGGGUGUCGCGGAGCUGCAGCCUCAGCGUCAAAAGCCAGUGCCGCGACGACCGUCACGGUCGUGUCAACCGCAUCGGCAGCCAGCAGCACCGCGACUUCUAGCGGCCUGGCCGACCAUUCUGCCAACGAGAGUUUCGGCGGUUUCCUUGCUCUUGUCGUCUCGAUAGCUGGCGCUCUUUUCGUGCUCUGA